Protopterus annectens (West African lungfish) is the source of this 5679-nucleotide messenger RNA. RefSeq names its product nesprin-2-like. Bases 207 to 2147 code for a protein of 646 amino acids. The transcript has 14 exons. Gene Ontology annotation, cellular component: membrane; nuclear envelope; meiotic nuclear membrane microtubule tethering complex. The record is from RefSeq and is a predicted model, not a curated record. Gene Ontology annotation, molecular function: protein binding. Lineage: Eukaryota; Metazoa; Chordata; Ceratodontiformes; Protopteridae.
AGGUAUUGUUGCUGCACCUACUGCAAUAUUGGGAACAGGCCACAUAUCCAUGAAUGACGCUGUAAACAAGGUUGGCAGGAAUAUGUAAUAAAAUACAGAGGAACUGGAAAAGACAUGUGAAAUUCUAAAGUUGUUUCUCUCCCCAGUUAUUCUAAUUCUGGGGGACCUCAGUUCUCUUUGACUCUCUUGACAGAAGAGAGAAGAGAAUGCACAGAGUUCAUCGUCAUCCUUCAGCAUACCUCAGGAGCUACUCUCUCGGUUGUGGUCAGUAUACCUCUGAGCUUAACAACAACUAUGCCAACGCAGCUGAGGAAGCAGCAGAGAGCUCCUCGUGCAAUAUCUGUAUGGCUUCAGUGGAAAACCGGAUCAAAUUUGAACAGACCUGGACAUUGUGGGAAAGGUUUUUGGAACUUUAUUCACGUUUUGAUGACUGGCUGAGGUGGGCUGAAUACACAGCAGCUUACCCCAACUCAUCCCAGGUUUUGCAUGCAGAAGCUAAAGAAGAAGUGAAAAAGUAUGAGAUUCUGCAGAAACAAGUGCAAGAACAUGUUCCACAGCUGGAUUACAUCAACAAACAUUACCGUCAGCUAGCGAAGAAAAAGGGAAUUGGAGUGAGUCGCCACCUGAAGACAAUGGUCCAUGAUGCUAACCAGCGCUGGGAGGACUUAAAUAAAAGAACUGCCAUCAUCUGUAAGAGGCUGAAGCAUUUCAUAAGCCAACAUGAAGAGUUUGAACAUGAAAGACAGAUGAUCAGUGUCUGGCUGACAGAGAUGGACUUGAAGUUGACCAAUGUAGAACAUUUCUCUAGCAACACUUCCACCAGCAAGAUGAAAGCACUCCAAGCGUUUGAGCAAGACAUCCAGCGCAAUACAGAACGCAUAGACCAGUUGCUGGUGUUUGGUGAGCUGUUGAUUCAGAAAAGUGAGCCUAUGGAUGCAGAGUGUUUAGAAAACAAGCUCCAGGACCUGCUUCAGUACUGUCAAGAGGUUUUCAGCCGUGUUGCUCGCUUCCACAGAAGACUUGUCAGCAUGAAACUGGUGUUUGAAAAUGAAUGGCUGUCUGACAGAGAGACUGAUCGAGAUUCUGACUGUGUCUGUGAUGCUGAGCUAGAAGAUGAAGGAAUUUACAGCAACAGUGAUACCACUCUGAAACACUACUCUACCCCAGUCAGUGGUCAUUCCCCACGACGGCUCCCUGAUGUCAAGUGGUGUCGAGUAGAUUUGGAAUGGGACCCGACCGUAGAUGUAGGAGGCUCCAACUCACAUGAUGAAGUAGACUCAUCUUAUUUCAGUGCUAUCACAGGCAUUUAUCAGCCUGAAGAUUCAACCAAAGAAAAUGACAGUCAGAAGAGACUCUCAUUUAAUUUUUCCCUGUCUGCAUCAGAAGUAGAUGUAAGCAACAGCUGCUUGUGUGAGAAUAAUGUUGAACAUCAGGCUUGCAAAAUGUCAACACAAGUAGAAGACAACUGGGGCCAUCAUGAUUUGCUGUCUGUGGUCUGUGAAGAUAAGCAAAACUACAGCCUCAGUGUGAACAACCUGAACAAAAUCAACAGUGGGCAUUGCUGUCAAGUGGAGCAAAUGAAUUUUGAUCCUUGCAGGAUCCAGGACUGGCUUGGUCAAAGUGAUUCUGAGCUGGAGAAAGUGCCGUCUUUGGUAAUAGAGGCAACACCAGAGGAGACAUCGGGACCAUAUGCUUCUGUUUCUCAGAGUCCAAGUACACUUCCAGAUGACUUCUACAGUGUAGAACCAGUCAAGGUUGACCAUGUUCAUCUGGCUGCACCAAAUGAAGCAGUAUGUAUGGUAGACAGUGCAGGACAACAUACACAUGGAGUGUCAGAAACCAGUGAGAGUCUGGAAUUCUUGUCCAGACAUAGGCAGAACCGAGAAAAGAAAUCCGUGAGAGAUGUAGCCAUCCAGAUUGAUCAGUGGCAUGAAUUUCCUUCUGAUUGCUACAGCUCUCAUGAGUCUCCAGUGAAGAAUUCUCUCACCACGUGGCUUUUAAAGGUGGCUGUCUUCAUUUUUGGUCUGCUUGGAAUCUUCAUGUUUGUCCCAUUGCCUGAGCAGGAGUACAACUGUUUUCGGGCUAACCGUUUUGCCAAUUCUUUCCGGAUAAUGCUGACAUAUGUCAAUGGACCACCUCCAACAUAACCACCACAACAUGUCAUGUAUUAUAGUACUGUAUUAGCAUUCAGGCAUUGAUUUUAAAUACAAUGCAGGAGUCAAGCUGCACUGGAUGGGAUUUCAUUUACAGUUGCACAUUUUUUUCAUAAGGAUCCAAAGACAUACCAGAAUGUGCUAAUUGCUGGUCUAAACUGAACAAGAACGAUGGAAGCAGUAUCCUGCCACAGACUUUGUGUUGUGUUUGUAAUUAGUAUGAACAGGUACAUGAAAUGUGCAAAAAUUAUGUUAUGACAAUGGGGCACCACAGAUCACACUCCUGACAUCUUGAACUGCCAAAAGAGCUGUCAUAGGUCAUCACAGUAAGCUACUGUUGAACCUUCAGACAAAACAAGAUGGACAACCUGACUUCAGUGGUCAUGCUGGGAUGAGGGUAACUAUGUAAAAAGGGUAUGAAAUAUGUUCUUAAUGUUGUCAGAGUCUGCAAUGAAAAGGAUGAAAAUAUUUGGACUAAAGUUUGUCAGGCUGUUGAUGUCUUCUUAAUAACAGUCUUGCCUUUCUUACAAAGUGGAACAAAAUCCAUGUUAAACAGUAACUGCAGUAAGCAAAUUCUUUAAGCAGGCAUAUCCUCCAUUUUGCAAGAGUUGCAUUCUACAACAUAACAUUCUUAUACCACUGAGACAAGUCUUUAUCAUGUAUUUUUCUUUUAUUUAUUUCACUGAUAAGUUAGUAUACUUAGAGAAAUGCAUACAGAAACCUCAUUCACGAUUUUCUCUCUCUUCCCUCCACUGCAUAUUUUGAACAGAAUCCUCAUGUUUGCAUAAGCUGUCAGACUAAAAACUUAGUAUGGCAUACUGGUUUCCCUCCAUUUGAUUGAAAGUCAGUUUGGUCACUGAGUGAUAGAGGUGGUGCUUAAUAUUGAACAUACGGAGAGCUAAACAUUCAAAACGUUGAGGGACUGUUUCAUUGUGAAAGGUGAGUGGGAUUGGAUGGGGGUGAGAACAUGUGUGUGUGUGUGUGUGUGUGUGUGUGUGUGUGUGUGUGUGUGUGUGUGUGUGUGUGUGUGUGUGUCUGUAUCUGUGUGCGGUAGCCGGAGUUAGGGUUGGGGAUAGGUUUUGUAUGCUAGUGUGUGUAUUUUAGGGUUAGGAUCAGGGCUAGGUAAGGGGUAGAUGUAGUGAUGUUAGUGUGUGUGUUUGUGUGUCUGUGCGUGUCUUGUGUAGUGGCAGUGUUAUGGGAAGAUUUUUCCUUAAUUUAAGGUUUAGGGUUAUGGUUGGGGAAAGGACAGUGUUAGCGUUAGGGUUAGCACCCAUUACUAAGGUGGUACAGGGAGGCAGAACCCAGUUUUGUUUGAUCAUGUUGUAUACCGAUGUGUUCAUCUCAGCACAUUUUCAAGAUCAACAUUAUUGUUUCACUUAAAUGUAUCACCAGAAUACCUAUCACUAUAAUUACUUCAUUGAAAGGUGUUUCUGCAGUAAAAUAGGCUUUUAACCCCCCCCCCCCCCCCCGCCCCCAACCUCAGUGAAUUUUAGCUAUUCCAGGCAGAGUAUCAGCAGCCAUCUUAACUUUGACACCAGUUAUUUCUCACUGGUAAAGAGUGAGCACACAGUGGUACUAAUAUCUUAUUCCAUGCCCAUUUUCAAAUAGUUUGUCAGCUGCCUUAGUUUGAGUGCAUCUCAAACCUUUACUAAAUGUUAGACCUUGCAGUGCCUCAGGACACACCAUCCAUUAGCAACACAGGGCAUUUUUAUUGUUCAGCACUCCUGCACCAGAAAUGCAAAUUGAAUUGGGUUGACUGACUGCACAAAAGGAUGCUGUCCAUUUGGGAUGGUAGACUGCCUGUAAAGUUUUAUUACCGUAAACAGAAAUGUAACUGCAUCACCACCAAAAUGUGGUAUUUUUUAAUACAAACACUUCUACAGAUCUGCUUAAAUUGUGCCUUAUGGUGCUGUAAUAUUAUUUAAGUUUUUUUCUUAUCUGAUUACUUCAACUUAAAACUGAGAUACUUCCCAUUUUUAAAUACGGCUCUUCCUACUGCAGUCCUUUAAACAGGAAAAAAACUGACACAAGAAAAUGAUGUUGCUCAAGCUUAAAGUCUAAAGGAGAAAUGUUCUUCCUUUUUUAAGCAUCACUUGUUAACUAGCAUACCUGCAGUGUUUAUGCUGUAACAAAAGAAAGUUGUAUGGAAUAUGACAUAAAGUGUCCUUUUUUUAAGACACUGGUCAGUGUUUUCUGAACACCUAAACUGCCCCACUAGGGCUUGUGUAGUACAUAUCCUAUUAGCUCAAGAAGCAUAUACGUUACAAGAGACCAUGCAACAUUUAAACAGCUCCAAUAAUUUGGUUACCUGACUUAAAGCUAAGUUAUGUGUAUAAAACAUGUUAUCAACAGCCUUAUCUCAGGAGCUUUUUAUCAUCUCAGAACUGUUUUAGUUUUAUGUCUCAGGCAGAUAAAGAUUAAGCUAAGGUUGUUAAGUUCCUGUUAUCUUUCUGAAGAAAUGUGCAAAAUAAACUGUGUAGGUUUUUUCCCAGGCAAAAUAAACAUGCACAGUGUUACUCUGCUUUAGGGUAUCUCUUACUUGUAUGCAGGUGGAAAUAACUUACCUUAAAUGUUUUCUUAACAGAUUCUGGCCAGUUUUAGGGUUUCUUUUCAAAAGUUUUAAGGGUAUUAUUUUUCCUUCAUAAAGUCUGCAUUAAAUGGUUUGAGUACCAGUAAGCCACUCACUGCUAACAUUUUUAUUGUAUUUCCUUCAGUAUUUUACUGAUUGUUUUAGAGUUUGUUACUGUUUAUAUGUGUCAGAACAUCAGAAUACACAAAGCUAAAUGUUUUAGAAACAGCAAAAUAUGCCUGAAUUUUAUAAAUAGUAACAAAUGCUUUGGUCAUUUGUUUAAGGUUAAAUAUACAAUUUUAAUUAUAUUAAUAUGGAAAUUAAUGACCAGCACAGUGCAGCAUCCCAUGGCUCUCAGAAGAGCAGCAGACACUCUUAACAGAAAAAAAGGCUUUAACACAAACAGCUUCUAUUGCGUCAGCUUAUGGCAUGUGAUCUGUUUUCUUUGAGUAAAAUAUGAGAGGAGAAGAACAAGGGCUUUCUUGAGAGGAAAUGUAUGUAAUUCCUUCUCCCUAAGCUAAUAAUUUGAAAGAAAUUGGAAGUGAAGUACCGGAUAGGAAUGGAUGGCUUUCUGAAGAGGGUGAUUUGCAGGACACCUCCACUCCCCAGGUGUUCUACUGCAUUUAAUACAUGACCAUUUUCACCAAGGUUCUGUACAACUACCUACAUUAAGGCAGCUGUAUCAUGAAUGAAUAAAAUUGUUUUCCACUGUGUUUUUCCCCAUUCGCCGUAAGAAAUUUGAAGCUGAAGGAGAGUCUACAUUACAAGAAAAUGUAUUCCUCAUAAACAUUUUGAUUCUCUAAAACAAAAUGUUCUACUGUAUCAAACAUUGUUCACAAUUUUUCUGAUUUGGCACAAGUUCAAGCCCACAGUGGUGGUGCUGCGGUAGCGUUGUCACCUCCCAGUAAGACGCUGUCCGGUUCGAUUCUCAGCUAGAGUGUCUUCUGCGUGGAGACA